Chelmon rostratus (copperband butterflyfish) is the source of this 1425-nucleotide messenger RNA. RefSeq names its product hydroxysteroid (17-beta) dehydrogenase 2 (gene hsd17b2). The transcript has 5 exons. The coding region runs from base 71 to 1213 and encodes 380 amino acids. Gene Ontology annotation, molecular function: oxidoreductase activity. The record is from RefSeq and is a predicted model, not a curated record. NCBI's taxonomy places the organism in Eukaryota, Metazoa, Chordata, Actinopteri, Chaetodontiformes, Chaetodontidae.
CUUUUCAGGUUACGCUCAACAGUUCUCACACAGGUGAAAGACAAACUGAUGCCUGUCAGACUGUCAGAAGAUGGAAAUUAGUUCCUGUUUCUGUGUCACUGCUGCAGCUGUGUCCGUCUUCACCAUGCUGUGGAAGGUGAGAGAGGCCUCUGGUGCUGGAUACCAGACCGCUGCCUUCGGGACCCUCAUAGGGGCCCUCGGGGCCUCUCUGUAUUUCCUUGUUUCUCCGGUUUUCUGUGGGUUGGCCCUCCUCAGCUGCAGCUUCAUCCUGAUCUGUGUCACUGAGAGGAGACGCAAGCUGCUGCCAGUGAAGAGCAGAGCGGUGCUGGUUACAGGUUGCGAUUCGGGUUUCGGUCACGUCCUGGCGAAGCGGCUCAGUGAGAUGGGAGUGAUGGUGUUCGCUGGCGUGCUGGAUGUGAACGGAGCUGGAGCUCAGCAGCUGAGAGAACCAGGAUCUGAAAACCUGCAGGUCCUGCAGCUCGACGUGACCGACAGCACCCAGAUAGAGACAGCGCACCGCUACAUCUGUGCUCAGGUGGCUGACACAGGUUUGUGGGGUUUGGUGAAUAACGCAGGAGUUCUUCACUGCCCCAUGGAUGCAGAGAUCCACCCGAUCACAGGGUACAUACGCUGCUUGGAUGUGAACUUCCUGGCCCCUGUGAAGAUGUGUCAGGUCUUCCUCCCUCUGCUGAGGAGGUCCAGAGGACGCAUCGUCAACGUGUCCAGCAUGGCAGGUCAGGUGCCGAUCCCCAUGUUUGCUGCUUACGGAGCCUCGAAGGCGGCGCUGAGUGUUUUCUCUCAGGUGAUGAGGUUGGAGUUAUCUGUGUGGGGUGUCAAGGUGGCCCUGAUUCAACCUGCAGGCUUCAGAACAAAUAUAUUUGGGAACAGUGACGACGUCGCUCGCUACAGAGACGAGAUCCUCGCAGGCGUCUCCUCUGAGGCCAGAGAGGAUUAUGGGGAGGCGUACAUCUCGUCCCUCCCCGACAGUCUGUCCAAAAUGUCCCAGCGGUCUCUGGAGGACUUGUCUCCUGUGGUGGACGACAUUUGUCACGCUCUGCUGUCAGUUCAUCCCAAACCCGUGUACACCCCCGGGCACAUGGGAUGGCUGCUCCCGUUCGUCCACCGCUGCUGUCCCGCCGCCGUGUUCGACGCCUUCAUCGUGAGCCUCGCCGAACACACCGACCUUGAACCAGCAGGACUCAGCAGGAGCUGAGGCUCAUGGGAAAGUCGUGCCGCUACAACAUAUUUUUUGUUUUAUAUAGUCCUUUGUAUAAAAUGUACAUACAUAUAGUCCGCUUUUAUUUUGUUUAUUUUUUAUUCUGUUGCUAUUGCUGCUGCCUGCCACACCUGAACGUCCCCGGCUGGGGAUAAAUAAAGUCUUAUCUUAUCUUACAUCACGGUCAUGUGGUGAUGGAGGUCAGAGGA